Messenger RNA from Williopsis jadinii, 1269 nucleotides. RefSeq lists its product as uncharacterized. The coding region runs from base 1 to 1269 and encodes 422 amino acids. The record is from RefSeq and is a predicted model, not a curated record. NCBI's taxonomy places the organism in Eukaryota, Fungi, Ascomycota, Saccharomycetes, Phaffomycetales, Wickerhamomycetaceae. Gene Ontology annotation, biological process: protein deneddylation. The transcript has a single exon. Gene Ontology annotation, cellular component: COP9 signalosome.
AUGUCGGACGAGGAUGACUUUAUGAUGUCCGAUGGCGAGUCGUACGAAUUCGAGUUUGAAGAUGACGACGAUGAAAGAGACGACCAACACAUGGAGGGCAGUGACGAGGGAAACGACGAGGGCUCUCCGGAGUCGUUGUACUACAAGGCGAAGUCUGUGAAGCAGGAUGACCCCAAGAGAGCCAUUGAGAUCUUUUCCAGCGUGCUGGGUUGUGCCGGUGACAACACCGAGACGGUGGAGUACAAGUUCAAGUCUCUGAAGCAGAUAUUGAAGCUGCUGUACAAGCAUGACGACGCCGACGAUCUAAGUGAAUGGGCGCUGAAGAUCUUCGAUCUUCCCCUGGAGAAGUUGCCCCGUGGCUAUGUCGAGGAUAGCUUUAGCAGAAUGCUGGAGGCGUAUAGUGGAGCACCGAAGGAGGAUCAGCUCCAUUUCCUUGAGACCUUUCUGAGCAAGUUCCAUGGAAGCGACAGGAUCACAAUGAAGGCUUCUCUGAAGAGGAUCUUCUUGCUGCUAGAGCUUCGCCAGUUUGAUAGAAUGCUGGCGUAUCUCGCCAGGCUUCAUACCAAGCUGGAUUCUAUGCCAGAAAUAACCCGUAACGCCUAUCUCUUGGAGCUGUACGCCAUUGAGAUUCAGGCGUAUUCAGAGACAAACAACGUUCCAAAGUUGAGAGAACUGUACAAGAAGACGUUGUCGAUACAAAGCACGAUUCCACAUCCAAGUAUCAAUGCUGUUGUGAAAGAGUGCGGUGGUAAAAUGCACAUGAGAGAUGAGAACUAUGAGCUGGCCUCGGAUGAGUUUUACGAAAGCUUCAAGAACUAUGACGAAAUUGGCAACCAGAAGAAGAGAAUCCAGGUCCUGAAGUAUCUGAUAGUGUCGUCCAUUCUCAACAAGAAUGAGAUCAACAAGUUUGAAAGCCAAGAGACGAAAUACUUCCUGAAGAACAACGAGAUCUUGAAGUUCGUCAAGUUAUUACAGAGCUUUGACAGGUUGGAUAACCAUGGAUUUACCACGUUGUACAAGGAACUGCUCAUAUCUGAGAAAUCUGAUCCGUUCAUGAUCGACACGCUAACCAAGAUACGGGCAGUUCUCAAGAUCAAACUACUUGUCCAUUACAUCAAGCCGUUCAAACGUGUGUCUUUAGAUAGACUCAGUGGAGAUUUGAGAAUAUCACAGAACGAUAUCGAGGACAUCUUCUUGAAACUGCGUGCGAAUGGUGAAGUGCCAAACGUUCGUCUCGACUUGGUUGAUGGAAUUGUUUAUAAUGAAUAG